Molecule: messenger RNA, 2199 nt
Organism: Aspergillus nomiae NRRL 13137
Lineage: Eukaryota; Fungi; Ascomycota; Eurotiomycetes; Eurotiales; Aspergillaceae
Product: cysteine--tRNA ligase
Exons: 5
Biological process (GO): cysteinyl-tRNA aminoacylation
Cellular component (GO): cytoplasm
Molecular function (GO): cysteine-tRNA ligase activity; ATP binding
Source: RefSeq, a predicted model, not a curated record
AUGGCCACCGCGCGCCAACAACCGCAAUGGCAACAGCCACCCCUCCACCCUGAGGCCGAAAAGAGCCUACCUCCUCUGAAAGUUUGGAACUCGUUGACGCGCUCGAAGAACCCUUUUAUUCCCAUCGAUAAGGAAGGAAAGAAAGUUUCUUGGUAUGCGUGCGGACCGACUGUCUACGACGACGCCCAUUUGGGCCACGCUAGAAACUAUGUUAGCACCGAUAUCAUUCGGCGUAUCAUGCGUGACUACUUCAAGUUCGAUGUGAAUUUUGUCAUGAAUAUCACGGACGUGGAUGACAAGAUUAUCCUUAGAGCCCGACAGCAACACUUGUUCACGGAGUUCACCUCUGAGCACCCUACAAUCGGUGCCGACGUGUUGGACAUUGCUAAGAAAGCAUACACCGCAUACCUCAAGAAGAACCUGACAUUGCUGAGCCCAGAUCUGCCUGCGUCUCAAUAUAAGGGUGAAGUAGAAAAGACCUACGCCACUGUGCUAAAUGGAGGGCCCUUGCCGGGCAAUGAGAAGGCCGGUGACGAUGAAGCGAAGGUCAAAAUGCACAUCAAGACCGUUGCAUCGGCAGCAAAGGUGAUUGCGGAGGCGGAACGCUCGGGCGAGCAGCCUACGGGCUUCGCGGAGAAGUUCUACACGGAAGCUCAAGAUCUCCUUUUACCGUACCUAGACACAUUGAAAGGAGCCUCGAUCAAUGCAGACGACCAUGGCAUAUUCACCAAGUUGACUAAGAGAUAUGAAGAGCGGUUCAUGAAGGAUAUGCGGGAUCUGAACGUCCUUGAUCCCACCGAAAUUACUCGAGUCACUGAGUAUGGUGCAGAGAUUGCUGAUUUCGUGGAGAAAAUCGUGCAGAAUAACUUUGGCUAUGUUACGGACGAUGGCUCUGUCUACUUUGAUAUUAACGCUUUCGAGGCUGCUGGCCACCCGUACGCCCGGCUGGAACCCUGGAACCGUUCGGAUAGCAAGCUGUUGGCUGAAGGAGAAGGCUCGUUGACAAAGAAAGCAACAGAUAAACGAUCUGCGUCUGAUUUCGCCCUUUGGAAGGCUUCGAGCUGAUGGACAUCCAUUCGGGUGGUGUCGACCUUGCGUUCCCUCACCAUGACAACGAACUUGCGCAAAGCGAGGCUUACUGGGCAGACAGCCAUAGCCACUCACACGACGACCAAAUUUCACUACCAUCGUGAGGCUUUAGAAAGGAAGGAGUGGACCCCACGGAGCUUGAGAAUCGUGUUCCUACUGGGCGGCUGGAAGGAUGGCGUUGAAAUCACCGAUGACCUUGUCAGCGCAGGUGGUUCGUGGGAGGAGAAGGUGAACAAUUUCUUCAUCAAGGUUAAAGACCCCGCUGCCCUGCAAGGUUCCGGCGCGGAUGAUACUCUCGCCAUUGCUUUGGCAGAUGCCCAAAAGGCUGUCUAUGAGCACCUGUGCGACUCCACCGACAAAUCGACUGUGAACCCCAAGGAUGUUGAGUCUGUGGCCCGGUGGAUAACCUCCAUGGUCAAUAUUUUCGGCCUUAACGGCAAUGCUGCUGCCGACAGCCAAGAGAUUGGAUGGUCUGGCAUUGACGUCCCGGAAGGGGCCAAGCCUUUCCUUCACCCACUGUCCUCCAUGCGUGACACUCUGCGACAAGCCGCACGGGCGAAGGAAGGAAUCAACGCCAAGACCAUUGCUGAGAUCGUCGAGCGUGAAUCUCUUCCUGAGGAAGAAGUUACAGAGUCCACGAAACCAUAUGCUGAUGUCUUGAGCAAUUUCCGCAACAAACUGUCGUCACUUGAGGAAUCGAGUAACAUUAGCAAGGAGGUUUUGGCACUCUGCGAUCGUGUUCGCGAUAUCGAUUUGUUCGAAGUCGGUGUGUAUCUUGAAGACCGAGACAACUUGCCCGCACUUGUUCGCCCGGUGACUCGCGAGUUGAUCCAAGCUCGGGAAGAGAAGGCCAAGCGGGCGCAGCAAAAGCAGCUCGAAAAGGAGAAGAAGGAAAAGGAGGCUUUGGAGAGGUUGCAGAAGGGCAAGCUCAGCCACCUGGAGAUGUUCCGGACAAACGAGUAUAGUGCGUGGGAUGACGAGGGUCUCCCCACUCGCGAUGCGGCUGGCGAGGAGAUCGCUAAGAGCCGGGCUAAGAAGCUUCGGAAAGACUGGGAGAGACAGAAGAAGCUGCACGAGCAGUGGCUGGCUAGCCAAAUGGGAGCAAAAUAA